UCCUAUGGGACGCGGGCUCUCCGUUAGAUCCGAAAUGGCGUCGGAUUCCAACUCCAUUCUGAAAACCUGAGCUGAAAAAAAAAACACACAAAAACCUUCCGAGUCGCCGUGCUUAAUAUAAGUGACUUGCUUAUUACAAAGAUGGCCGACGACGAGAGAAACUUCUAAAAAAACAAAACAAAACGAAGCUGAUUCUGAACUGAAAUUUAAACACAAGGCAGCGUUUCUUAUCGCCGAACAACGCGUCCCAUUAUCCUUGCAAUUGUCUUUUUUUUUUUCACUGUUUACUACUGGACAAGAUAUAUACAAUUGCGAGCCGUUUAAAAACAUUACGUUUUAAAUUUAAAAAAAAACGCGACUCCUUAAAACGAUAGACGACUGAGCUGAACAAAAAAAAAUACUUGUAGAAUUUAAUUAAUAAUAAUAAUAAUAAUAAUAAUAAUAAUAAUCAGAAUGGACCGAACUAGUCGUAGGAGCAGCGAGUCCAGCAGCAGCCCCGCCGCGGCGAGAGGGAUCCCGCCGGCCGCCAACGUGUUUGCAAACGACGGGAGCUUCAUGGAGCUCUUCAAGAAGAAAAUGGAAGCAGAGAAGCGACAGAAGGAGAGAGGCGAGGAGAAGGACGAAGAAGAAGAAGAAGAGGAGGAGGAAAGAGGACAGGCCGUCAAGAGGGCGACGGGUGAAGAGCCGGCACAGCCUCCGCCAAAGACUGGCGGGAGAGUGACGAGCAUUGUGGGCAAGCGGAGAGGAGGCACCAAGCUGGCCCUGAAGACUGGGAUGGUGGCAAAGAAGAAAAAGCUGGAAUCGGAGGUCGAUGCAGAUAAAGGAGACGCGUGGCACAUGUACAUGGCUGAGGUUAAAAAGUACAAAGCACACCAGUGUGGCGACGACGACAAGACCAGGCCGCUAGUGAAGUGAGACGCCCGCCCGCCCGCCAGACAGGAGCAGCUCUUCCACAUCACAGUGACUCGACCACAACCCACCCCCCCACCGGCUGUGGAGCGGCUUCAUCUGUGCGCUCUUUCUCUCCACCCCCCCAGAAACCAAACUGCUGUCAAAAUAAUACCUGUCAAGAUGCUUUAACCCUGCUCCGGAUCGGGGGGGGGGGGCGGGGGCGGGGGGGCGUCUGUGUUUUUUUUGUUUUUGUUGAGGAUUUUAUCGUCUGCAUAUCGUGGGACUCUUUGGAAGUGCGGGGGCUGUUAUUUCAGUGCUGGGGAGGGGUUACUCAUGAUUGUAGUCUGCAGUGCUGUGGAGUGCAGUUGAACUCUCAGGUUGUGAUGUCAUCGACGCGUGGAGAGAUGUUCGACUCCCCCUCACUUCGAUUUUGGAGACGCGAGGGGUUCAGAUGUACGGCCUUGAGUCUUGGAACCAGGAUGUUUGGAUUUCAAUAUCUCAGCUUCUUAAGAGGCAUGCUUUUUUUUUUUUUUGCUUUUUAAAUUAAUUAUUAUUAUUAUUAUUAUUAUUAUUAUUAUUUCUUAACAAAUCUCCCAACUGCUUUAAAAAAAAAAGGAUUUGGAAAAUUGAACACAUUUGCUUCCUAAUCUUAAAAGAAAAAGGUCUAACUGACAAGCAUACUGUUUCGUAGCUGUGAAGUAAAUAUGGUUAAGUGUGCAUGUAGUUAGAAACUCACACUAGCCCUGCUGCUGCUGCUGCUGCACCCAUUAAUAUUGAAAUGAUCAGGAGCCAGGAGUUUGAGCAGGGUUACAAACUCACACUAGCCCUGCUGCUGCUGCUGCUGCACCCAGUCCUGGGGUUCAGAGCUCCCCUCAAUGAAGUCUAGUAUUAUUAUUAAUAUUGAAAUGAUCAGGAGCCAGGAGUUUGAGCAGGGUUACAAACUCACACUAGCCCUGCUGCUGCUGCUGCUGCUGCUGCACCCAGUCCUGGGGUUCAGAGCGCCCCUCAAUGAAGUCUAGUAUUAUUAUUAAUAUUGAAAUGAUCAGGAGCCAGGAGUUUGAGCAGGGUUACAAACUCACACUAGCCCUGCUGCUGCUGCACCCAGUCCUGGGGUUCAGAGCGCCCCUCUAUUGAGUAUACUAGGGACGCGAUCCUGAGCCAGGCGCUUGUGCAAUCAGAUCCCUGUUUUCAAUAAUGUGUUCCUCCCUUCUAUAGCUGCGUGAACUUCACUGGUGGAAUCAUCCAGCCUCGGGUGAGACCUCUCCAGGCGGUGGAGGCGACAGCAAUCACUUCACAGCGUGUGCGUGUGUACCGCACGGUAACUCCGUCAGUCGCUGUGUGGACAAUCGGCCCGCGUUCUCUCCUGUCUGUGUAUCCGUUUACAAUCCACAGCUGUGCUGUCAUGGCAGGGACAGCCUCUGGAACUCCACGGAGUUCAUGCAGACUGUUUUUCGGAUUUCUAAAAAUUACAGUGUUGAAAUGCCAGCUUGCUUUGUCUCGAAGGUUUCAAAAUCAGUUUUUAAUAUCGUCUUUCCUUUAAUUUGCAGCUGUUUUUAGUUCUGUUUUUUUCCACGUUGGUCCGCCCCUAUUAAGAUUCCCCCCCUGCCCCCCCGCAUGGUUAAGUUUAUAGUUCCUUUUUUCUUUUAUUCCUUAAUUGUAAUUGUGCCAAAAGCUUCCUUACUGAGGCUCUUUACACACUCGCGUAUCACGUGUUAGAAAUCCAUAAGCUGUUCCGGGACACGCCUCUGCUGGUUUUCAGAGUGGGAUCGCCUCGUUACAUGUACUGCGUUAAAAUGGCUUUUGAGGGUUUCCCCCGUUUUUUAUAUAUAGCAGAGUCGCUGCUUCACAGCUCCUGCGAAACGUGAAUCAAACGAGCUCCUAUUGGAAGCGACUCUGCAGCAGCAGCAGCAGCAGCAGGUGAUGAUGAUGAUGAUGCAGAGUUCACCCCCCCUAGUCUGUAUAUAGUUUCAGUUUCACGUACUGUACGUUGCUUAAUCGUUUUAUUUUUUAUUAAAGGUUUCUGUUUCAAAGUGGAUUUAAUAGUGUGUUGAAAUGUCUGAUCUUGGGCACGUGUCGCUCCUUGAUCUCCUGGGACCGGUCUGAGCAGAAUAAACGAGGGCUGUUGGUUUGUU
Messenger RNA from Acipenser ruthenus (sterlet), 3023 nucleotides. Its product is annotated as telomerase RNA component interacting RNase. Bases 454 to 915 code for a protein of 153 amino acids. The record is from RefSeq and is a predicted model, not a curated record. The transcript has 3 exons. Gene Ontology annotation, molecular function: 5'-3' exonuclease activity; 3'-5' exonuclease activity. NCBI's taxonomy places the organism in Eukaryota, Metazoa, Chordata, Actinopteri, Acipenseriformes, Acipenseridae.